UAAAGUUUCGAUAUCCUAAUCUAAUAACAAACUACUGUACACACACUGCUUAAAUCCAGAUUCGAUCCCUAUUCCCGAAAUAAUUUUAUUUAUAAAUUAAAAACUUCCUUUCUUCUCUGCUAACUCUUUCUCUCACAAACUUCAAAUCAAAGUUUUUUCACUUAUCACAUCUCUCUCUCUCUCUCAAUACUCACUGCCACGUCAUCUUCGCCGCCAUGAACGGCGGUGGAGGUAACUUCCCUCCGUCGCAAUCAAACGGCGGCGAUUUCCUUCUCUCUCUUCUCCAAAAACCUCGUCCUCCCCAACCGUCAUCCACUCCGUCUCAACAAUCUCUCACCAUAGAUCCUGCUGUCGCCAUGAUGGGUCCCACAAUCCCCUUCUCUACAUCACAAUAUCCAUCCAACGGUCACGAUCAUCUCAAUCUUCAUCCCCUUCAUCAUCAUCUUCAUCAGAAUCAGAAUCUUCCACCAUGGUCCCACACACCUUCUUCUUCUUCUUACCCGCAAAACACAUUCGGGUUACUCCAUAACCCGUUUUCACUUCCUCGGUUACCCGAAACCCAUUUCACAACCACCACCACCAACAACAACACCACUCCACUUCACUUCUCUAACGGUGUUUCCCUCGCCGACAAUCUACGAAGAUUAGGGUUUCCAAUUGAAACUAACAACAAUAACAGUUUCAUUCACCAUCAGCAACAGCAGCAACAACAGGAAUUGAAGUUACAGUUUGGAUCUUUACCAACAGUUUCUUAUGCUAAUACUUCCUCUGAAGUUUCUUCCAAUGGAAGCUUCAAUGGUUUUGAUAGGAAUUUUAGGUCAACUGAACAAAUUAGGGUUCCACCUGGAUUUGGGAACAAUACAAGGGGAACAGGUUAUUGGAGUUCAGAGGUUGGUGAUGGUGAAUUGUAUAGUAAGAGGGAGAAUGUGAGAUUAGGGUUUGGUGAAAGGAGUGAUAUUAGAAGCAAUGUGGGUCAUGAAUUGAGGCUUCCUGAUCAGCUUGAUAAUCCUGGUCCACCUUCUGGGAGUGAACUUCAUUCUGAUUAUGUUGAUGUUGAUGCUAUUGGUGAACAGAUAGCUGAUUCGUUGUUGCUUGGGGAUGAGCUUGAUGAUAAGAAUAGUAGCAGCGCUAAGAAACGACAUGGUCCUAAGGAGAAGGAUGCUAGAUUUUCAGACGCAAGAGGAAAGCAGUUGCUAAGUCAACGGGCAAGAACGUUUAAAAGACAAAUGAUGUGCCGUAGGGAUAUAGAUAGUCUUAGUGUUCCUUUCCUUUCAUUAUAUGAGUCUCUAAUACCACCGGAAGAAGAAAAACUGAAGCAGAAGCAAUUGUUGGGGUUAUUGGAGAAGUUAGUUUGUAAGGAGUGGCCAAUGGCUCGGCUUUAUCUCUAUGGAUCAUGUGCUAAUUCAUUUGGUGUUUCUAAAAGCGACAUUGAUGUUUGCCUUGCUAUUCAAGAAGCUGAUAUGGACAAGUCUAAGAUUAUAAUGAAAUUGGCUGAUAUUUUGCAAUCAGAUAACCUGCAGAAUGUUCAGGCAUUGACACGAGCAAGGGUUCCUAUAGUAAAGCUCAUGGAUCCAGUUACAGGAAUCUCUUGUGAUAUAUGCAUUAACAAUCUCCUGGCUGUUGUAAAUACAAAGCUUCUUCGGGAUUAUGCAAACAUUGAUGCAAGGUUACGGCAGCUGGCUUUUAUCAUUAAACAUUGGGCAAAGUCAAGAGGAGUUAAUGAAACAUACCAUGGGACCUUAUCUAGCUAUGCGUAUGUUUUGAUGUGCAUUCAUUUUCUACAACAGCGACGACCUGCUAUCCUUCCAUGUUUACAGGGGAUGGAACCAACAUACUCUGUGACUGUGGACAAUGUUGAUUGUGCAUUCUUUGACAAAGUUGAAAAACUUGGUCAUUUUGGACGACAUAACAAGGAAACUAUUGCUCAUCUUGUGUGGGGAUUUUUCUAUUAUUGGGCAUAUUGUCAUGAUUAUGCAAAUUCCGUUAUAUCUGUACGCACAGGAAGCACAAUCAGCAAGUGCGAUAAGGAUUGGACAAGAAGGGUCGGUAAUGAUCGUCAUCUGAUAUGCAUAGAGGAUCCCUUUGAAAUAUCUCACGAUCUGGGUCGAGUGGUAGAUAAACACAGCAUCAAAGUUCUCAGAGAAGAAUUUGAACGUGCUGCUGAUAUUAUGCAGUAUGAUCCAAAUCCAUGUGUUAAACUUUUUGAGCCUUAUGUUCGUAGCAGUUGAUUAACAGGUUGUUUUGAAAAUAGAUUUGUAGGUGAAGUAAUGAACACUUUGGCUUGUAAAGUUUCUUUUGCCACACAUUUGAUAUUUAUUAACCUUGUCUUAUGUUGAUAUAUGUGUAUUUAUUAUGAGCGUUUUAAAUGGUAUCUCAAUGUAAAGAACUUUUGGUUUUGAUCUUUUUUAUUUGAAAGCAAGAAUUUACUUUUAUUA
Messenger RNA from Trifolium pratense (red clover), 2435 nucleotides. RefSeq names its product UTP:RNA uridylyltransferase 1. The coding region runs from base 216 to 2228 and encodes 670 amino acids. The transcript is spliced from 6 exons. Lineage: Eukaryota; Viridiplantae; Streptophyta; Magnoliopsida; Fabales; Fabaceae. Gene Ontology annotation, molecular function: RNA uridylyltransferase activity. The record is from RefSeq and is a predicted model, not a curated record.